AAGGAACUGUCAAAUAAAUCUGUAUCUCAAAACAUAACCUAAGAAUAUUAUAAGAAUUAUAUUGUUUUGAGCAAACGAACAAUAUUGUUCGUUAGGAAUGAAUUACAACAUGAUAUAUAUAUCUAGGUGUUUUCGAUUGAACACCAGUACAAAGAGUGUCAUAAAGCGAUGUUUAAGUUCACAAGAAGCUAUUGAGCGUCGGCAUCAUCUCUUCAUAUUAGAAAAAAAACGUCAACUCGAUACUGUCGGUCGUAUUGAAAAAAUUGAAGUAAAAUACAAAGGUAUACCCAAAGAAUGUACCCUAGUGAUGAAUAAAGAUAUAUCAACACCGUACGAAUGUGCGAGACAUUUCAGUGAGUGGCACAUGGAGAGCAGUGCACUCGCAUUAGUGGAUGGCACAGUGUACUGGGAUAUGCACAGACCACUCACAGGAAAUUGUACCUUAGAGUUUCAAAGCUUUAAUAUAGCGGAACCACAGCAAGUCAAUAAGGCCUUUUGGAGAACAUGCUCCUUGGUGCUGGGAGCGUGUGCCACAGCGGCUUUCAAGGACUCGGUGCCAGUACACCUGCAUAGCUUUCCCGGACCUGACAUCCGCAGCGGCUCAUUCAUUUAUGACAUAGAUCUGCCGUCCUUACCUGACUGGAAGCCCACACCUCAAGAGCUCUACACACUAAGUGCAGAGUAUGUACAAUUAUGUCGAAAAAAGAUUAAUUUGGAACGGCUAGAUGUAUCAGAGGAGCUUGCUUUAGAAAUGUUUGUAGAUAACGAACACAAAGCAAAGCAAAUACCAAGUAUAGCAAGAAAUAAUGGGAAGGUAACUCUAUACAAGGUGGACAAACACAUUGACAUAUCCAAGGGACCAAUGAUCAGCAACACGGGACAGAUUGGGAGAGUCACCAUCACCUCAGUACACAAGCUGACAGGAGGUGGUGUGAGUGAUCCACCGCAGCUGUACAGGUUCCAGGGUGUGGCGCUCCCGACAGGAGUCAUACUGAAUCACUUCGCCUUCUCAAUACUCACAGAUAGAGCUAAGAAAUUGAACCCUGCUCGGUCUCCGAUGAGUCCCCUCAGUGAAGCUCAUUCUCAAGACAAGGCCGCAGCACGAGUGUAAAGGAUGUAUCUUAUUUAGGUUUAGCAAUAAACAUAUGAAUGAUU
Danaus plexippus (monarch butterfly) is the source of this 1155-nucleotide messenger RNA. RefSeq names its product large ribosomal subunit protein mL39 (gene mRpL39). Gene Ontology annotation, cellular component: mitochondrion. Lineage: Eukaryota; Metazoa; Arthropoda; Insecta; Lepidoptera; Nymphalidae. The transcript is spliced from 8 exons. Gene Ontology annotation, biological process: threonyl-tRNA aminoacylation. The record is from RefSeq and is a predicted model, not a curated record. Bases 98 to 1111 code for a protein of 337 amino acids. Gene Ontology annotation, molecular function: threonine-tRNA ligase activity; ATP binding.